Caenorhabditis elegans is the source of this 299-nucleotide messenger RNA. RefSeq lists its product as uncharacterized. Lineage: Eukaryota; Metazoa; Nematoda; Chromadorea; Rhabditida; Rhabditidae. The transcript has 2 exons. The record is from RefSeq and is marked reviewed. Bases 21 to 272 code for a protein of 83 amino acids.
CUAGUUGUUUUAGCUAGACGAUGACACGCAUUCUCGUUCUAAUUUUUUUCUUUUUAAAAUGCGUUUCAUUGCAAACAUUACUUCCUUUAUUGUAUGCUAACGCUGGCAUGUUCAACCCAUAUAAUCAGUAUAAAACAACAACUAUGGCACCAUCAAUGUAUCACCAACAUUAUCAGGGAUUGGGAUGGAGAACUAAUGACGUUGGAGACAUUUAUCACAAUCACAAUCCGUAUUCUUCUUUCUUUGUACUACAGAAAUCAACUUAUCCGUGAAUUUGAAAUAAAAAAAAAUUACCAAAA